GGGGGGUCAGGUCUAUAUAAGAGACCCCUCCCGCUGCCCUUGUUCUUUUGUUUUUCUCCUUUUUAUCCUCAUCCUCGGAUUACCAUCUUGUUUUUCCUUGUGUAUUCUCCUUCUGUUCAUCUCCUACUGUUAUUCUUUUCUUUUUAGCGGUCCUUUCACUUCAUCUGACCCCUCCCAUUUUCUCUUCUCUUUUCUUCGUCUCCUUACAACCCCAUCAUCCCCUUCAACCAAGCCGAAAGGCCGACCAAACGCCGAGCAAGAUGCAUUACAACAACUUCCUUAGGCUCAUGGCCCUCGCCGCCGCCACGGCCCCGGUCCUGGCUCUGCCCACCGGAGGCGAGGCCGGCGUGGCGGCCCUCGAGGCCCGGGACCCGCAGCUGGCGGGCCUCAGCCGUCUCCCCAACUUCAAGAACCCGUUCAAGGGCAUGGGGCGGAAGAAGACCUCUAAGCGCGAGGUUGACGAGGAGGCCGAUGAGGAGGCUGACGAGGCCGCCACCCUGGACGAGGACGCCAUCGAGCUCGUGGCUCGCCGGCUGACGACAAACUAUGGCCUUCCCCCCAAUAACGGAAUGCCGUUCGUGGGCCCGGAGCGGACAAAGCUUCCCAAGCUCCCCAAGCGCAACGUCGACGAGGAGGCCGAGCUUGUCGCCCGCCAGCUGACGGGCCUCAGCCGUCUCCCCAACUUUAAGAACCCGUUCAAGGGCAUGGGGCGGAAGAAGACCUCUAAGCGCGACAUUGACGAAGAGGCCGACGAGUCUGCCGCUAUGGACGAGGCCGCCACCAUGGACGAGGAGGCCGAGCUUGUUGCCCGCCAGCUGACGGGCCUCAGCCGUCUCCCCAACCUCGGUCACCUCAGGCACCCGCUCGGGGGGAAGAAGACCUCCAAGCGCGAGGUUGACGAGGAGGCCGAGGAGUAAGCCUCUUUCGGAUGUGCUGCGUGGUUGAGCUCGGGGAGGAAGCGAGAAUGUAGUAUAGAAGAGAAAAGAAAAAUGGGGGAGAGAUGUCUUGGAACGUGUGGCAUGCUGGCUCCCUCUUGCCAGCCAAUACCUCUAAAUAGCACACGCUUUGACCCUAAUUGCCGGCCUAUGAGAAGCCUCUCCCAUGAGGAUUUGAAUGCUGCUGUUGAGCAUGCACGUACGUGCUGUCGAUACCCUCGUUUCCUCUCAUCCUGGCUCUUGCCAUCUGUUUCAUCGCCAAGAGCCGACCUGUACCAAAGAGCACGCAUGCAGGAGCACAAUGGAGAAACCAGUAACUUGUAUCAUCAACGGCCGAGGUAGUUAUCCCAUGCUCAUGCUUUUAUGCAUAAACCCACCCUACUCACACCUCAUCACGCCGUCUUCCUAGGCUGGCACUCAAGUGCUUGCCAACACUAUGUACCUGUAAGAACGAGCGC
Gaeumannomyces tritici R3-111a-1 is the source of this 1393-nucleotide messenger RNA. RefSeq lists its product as hypothetical. The transcript has 2 exons. The record is from RefSeq and is a predicted model, not a curated record. Lineage: Eukaryota; Fungi; Ascomycota; Sordariomycetes; Magnaporthales; Magnaporthaceae. The coding region runs from base 261 to 917 and encodes 218 amino acids.